GAGAGAGAAGCUUGCAACUUUUUCCGCGUUACAGCAGAAUCCUAGCCUUGAGUCAAGUCAGAAGUUAGUUAACGGUCGGGCAGACAACAUGGGUCGGCGUGUAGCUGAAUUUCUGUUAAUUUCUGCGUUAGUUUUCGUUUCUAAAACGAGUGCCACUAAUCUGACAGAGUCUAACAGUAGUUCAACAGUUUCCGCGACGAAGAACCUAACUGAUUCUACAAGUUUUUCUAGGGUUAAUAAUUCUAGUAGUGUUUUACCCGAAACAAGUGUAUCAUCCUCUAAUCAGCGAAAUGUUUCCGCGGAUAAUCAAACACAAGUUUCUAAUAGUAAUUCAACGGUUAUCGAUAGGACAUUGUCUCCCAAUGAAACUUCCUCAACAAAAAUUGACAAAACACAGACAAAAAUUACUUACCAACUUGAAAAUUCUGCUACAUCUUCAACGAAUGCUACACAAUUACCGGAUUACAUUGACCAGGAAGAUCUUCCUUUAGAAGAGAUUCUAAAAUUUAAACGAAAAUGCUGUCCUUUGAAUAAAAGGUUUGUCGAACUUGAUUCUUGUUUCACGGCCGUUUGUGAGGAUAUACCUGUUGAUGCACCCACUGUUUACAGAUUUGAAAGUCACAAGGACUCCGAAAUCUAUGGAUUGAGAGGCGACGCCCUACUGAGUUCGACGCCGUUCCACUGUGACGGUUCAAAGCCGUUCUCCUACCCCAACGUGACGGUCAUGCCCAACGGGUCCAUGUACUUUUCCGAGGAAAAUGAAUUCGGCGAAAUUGAGAAAUCUCCAUUCGGCGAAACCGAUGCAAGCUACUACUGCCUCGACCUUGAACCCGGGACUGUCGAGUUGGUUCUGUACCGCUGUGAUGUUCGCAAAGACUCUCACCCGGUCGCCUACAAGAUAAUGAAGAUGAUUUCGGCGAUUUUCCUGACUAGUUUCAUAGUGGUUUACAUGAUGAAGCCUCAACUGCACACGCUGCACAACCGAUGCCUCAUGCGACUCAUGAUCUGUCUGCUGGGCAAAUGUGUGUUGUCGCUCAUAUUCCACAUGAAUUUCUGGAAAUGCGGAUGGGUGUGGGUUUUCCAGUACGCAACUGCGGCUGGAGCCUAUUUCUUCUACAUGGCAACCUUUUGUUGGACGACCGUUAUUUGCUAUGAUAUUUGGGCCAAAAUAAGGUAAAAAUCGCAAAUUUCACAAGCAUAAAAGCAUAGAAAUAUGUCUAAC
Nilaparvata lugens (brown planthopper) is the source of this 1222-nucleotide messenger RNA. RefSeq lists its product as uncharacterized. Bases 89 to 1177 code for a protein of 362 amino acids. The record is from RefSeq and is a predicted model, not a curated record. Lineage: Eukaryota; Metazoa; Arthropoda; Insecta; Hemiptera; Delphacidae. The transcript is spliced from 4 exons.